This is a messenger RNA of Rhinocladiella mackenziei CBS 650.93, 783 nucleotides long. RefSeq lists its product as uncharacterized. The coding region runs from base 1 to 783 and encodes 260 amino acids. The record is from RefSeq and is a predicted model, not a curated record. Gene Ontology annotation, molecular function: FMN binding. The transcript has 2 exons. NCBI's taxonomy places the organism in Eukaryota, Fungi, Ascomycota, Eurotiomycetes, Chaetothyriales, Herpotrichiellaceae.
AUGUUUUACGAACCAGGAAAGACAGAGCAUAACCUUCCCUAUGAUCCUUUCAAGGCCUGCGUCAUCCCCCGACCCAUAGGCUGGAUCAGCACCAUAUCACCUCCAGAUACCACUAUCAACGGCGCGAUAACCCCCCACGAUCAUGGCAACAUCCCAAAUCAAGGACGAAAACCGAUAGCCAACCUCGCCCCCUUUAGCCAAUUCAAUAACCUGACCUUCGACCCACCUUACGUAAUGUUUUCCGCAAACCAAACUCCCUUCAACAACCGCAAAGACACCGUCCGCAAUGCUGAAGCUACUGGCGUCUUCUGCUGGCAACUUGCGACGUGGCCCUUGCGCGAAGCCGUCAACAAAUCCGCCGAACAACUUGCAUACGGUGUUGACGAGUUUGAACGUGCCGGCCUCGAGAAGACGUGGUCGAAGGUCCUCAGGCCGUCUGUCCCCAUGGUCAAAGACAGUCCCGUACGAUUCGAGUGUGAGUAUUAUUCAACGCUGAGGUUGCCGGGGAAUCCGCCUAUGGGGACUGCGGAUAUUGUGAUCGGCCGGGUAGUGGGUGUUCAUAUUGACGAGAGGGUUUUGACGAAUGGGAAGAUCGAUGUCAGGAAAACUCAGCCGAUUGCUAGAUGCGGGUAUUAUGAGUAUACGGUCGUGAACGAGACUUUUGAUAUGAUCAUUCCCGGAGACCCAGCUACCUUGUUUGGAUUGGAAGGCAGUGUCAAACAGCACAGGGAACAUAGAGAAGCAGCUGAAAAUUUGGGCGUGAAUGAAGACGGGCCUCCUUGA